Messenger RNA from Papaver somniferum (opium poppy), 1377 nucleotides. RefSeq names its product protein ULTRAPETALA 2-like. NCBI's taxonomy places the organism in Eukaryota, Viridiplantae, Streptophyta, Magnoliopsida, Ranunculales, Papaveraceae. Bases 411 to 1127 code for a protein of 238 amino acids. Gene Ontology annotation, molecular function: DNA binding. Gene Ontology annotation, cellular component: cytosol; nucleus. The record is from RefSeq and is a predicted model, not a curated record. The transcript has 3 exons.
CGUCUUCUUUUCCAUGAGAAAGAGACCCAAACCUGAUUUAUCUCUCUCUCCCACCCUCAUGUCAUAUCUUGCAACUAGCACCACCAUCAUCAUCUAGCAUCUUUCUUUCUUUCUUUCUUUCUCUCCUUCUCUCUUUGCUUUCUCACGUUUCGUACACACCAGAUCUCUUCCUCGGCAGUAAUGGCUUUCAGAGAUGCGUGAAUAUUGAGAUAUCCUCUUCAUUUUUUAAAAAGAGACUAGUUCUUCUUUUUAGAGAUUGUUAUUAUUAUUAUUAUUUUCUCCAUCGGUAAUUUCUUCUAUUUUAUUCACCAGAUUUAGUGUUAAAUCAAUCUAGUUUUUACCCAUUUUAGGUAGCUCUUUCUUCUAUUAUUUCUUCCGUUUUUUGCACGUCUGGAGAAAAGAAAAUAGAGAUGGAAAAUGGUGGUGUUGAAAGAGAUGGGAGUGUUGCAAUGUUGUUUAGUGAUGAAGAGUUGAAUGAGAUAAGUGGGUUGAAGAAAGGAGGAGAUUAUGUUGAAGUCACGUGUGGAUGUACAAGCCAUAGAUACGGAGAUGCUGUUGGAAGGCUUAGGGUUUUUUCAAGUGGUGACCUCGAGAUCAGCUGUGAAUGCACCCCUGGUUGUCAGGAAGAUAAGCUGACACCAGCGGCUUUUGAAAAGCAUUCUGAACGAGAAACUGCAAGGAAAUGGAAAAGCAAUGUUUGGGUCAUAUCCGAAGGAGAGAAGGUGCCAAUAUCAAAAACAGCGCUGCUAAAGUAUUACAAUAAAGCUUUGAAGAGUGCAAAUGGGUCUCACAAGUCCAACAAUGGGCGACCUUUUCACCGGGAUGAGUUUGUUCAUUGUACAAGAUGUAACAAAGAGCGUAGAUUUCGUCUAAGGAACAAAGAAGAAUGCCGCAUGCAUCAUGACGCUUUGGCAGAUAUUAACUGGACAUGUGCUGACCAUCAAUAUGACAAGAUUUCCUGUGAUGAUGAUGAAGAACGAGCAAGUCGUAAAGUGUACAGGAGUUGCUCUCGGUCUCCAACAUGCAGUGGGUGCACUUCGUGUGUAUGCUUUGGUUGCAAUAUUUGUCGUUUCUCAGACUGCAGCUGCCAGAUCUGCAUUGACUUCACACGUAAUUGCGGAACUUAACUCACCCCAGCCAUUCCAAGUUUCAGCACGGUUUCUAGUCCUUGUUGAUUCUUCUUCUCUUGGGUUGGGUAGUUCCCAUUUUUUUGCCGUUAUGUAGGCCCCUCACCUCUUGGCCCUUUAAUCCGUAACAUGUUAUUUGUAUUUUACUAUCUAAUGUUAACCUAAAUUUCCCAGUGUUGGAUAUUUGUGUUAUUGGUCUGGAAUUGGAUCUGAUCUUUAAAAUGCAUUUACCCUAUUCUCUAUUCGAACA